Molecule: messenger RNA, 2088 nt
Organism: Anastrepha ludens (Mexican fruit fly)
Lineage: Eukaryota; Metazoa; Arthropoda; Insecta; Diptera; Tephritidae
Gene: Ir84a
Product: glutamate receptor U1
Exons: 6
Coding region: 1-2088 (695 amino acids)
Source: RefSeq, a predicted model, not a curated record
AUGACUGCCUCACUUAGCACAAGAACUACUAACCGGAGUACUUACGUGGACGCCGGUCUUUGUGCGCAUAUUCGCAUAAUCACAGUUUUGCUAUUAGUUAUAGCCACCGGCAAUAGUUGUGUAAAAGGUGCAGUCAAUGCUUAUGAGUUUCGCGCUUAUACUGAUAUCUUAGCACAACAACACAUCAAGCAUGCCAUUGUGGCUUACAAUGGUGAAAUGCUACAAUCACUGCAGCAGAAGAAUACUUUACGUUCGCUGGCUGAUAUGACAACAGUUCACUUUUACGACGUCCAUCAAGCGAUGAAUUCUAAAAACUUUACAGACUUUGAAAAUCUCUUCUACCAUGACUCACCGCGCGUUGGUAUCUACUUAACCCAACUGGAAGAUGUCUUGUUGCAAGAACACGUACUAGGCACGAAUGUGCUUAGCGCUGCUGGUGCUGCUGUCACCGGUGCUUACGCUGGUGUGCACGCUAAUGUUGGUUCGCGUUUCAACAAUUCCCAGGUCUGGUUUAUAAUGUCCACGCAGCAUAGUGUUGAGACGGCAAUAGCGAAUGCGAGACGAGUGAUGACACUGUUGCCUUUAAAUAUUAGCGCUGACAUCACAUUGGGUGUAAGAAUGGAAAGCAACAACACAAUUCAACUUUUCGAUAUAUACAAAAUACAACCCGAUUGGUUGGAAAUUGAAGCCAAAGGAUACUGGAGCCCCAUCUAUGGUAUACAACUAAAAAAACGCUUUCGCCGAAGCUUUGUGGGCAGGCGCCGCAAUUUCAAGGGAUUACAAUUGAGAGCCGGUAUAGUGAUAAGGGAGAAGCCCGAAGGUAUGGAUGAGCUUGACUAUUUGAAUACUUUGAAUUAUCAAAAACUCGACCCAAUGCAAAGAAGAGUAUACCAACUGAUGAAGUUGUUGGAACCGAUGCUCAACGUGAGCUUUCAAGCUAUACUCAGAGAAUCUUGGGGUAGAAGCUGGCCUAAUGGCAGUUGGGAGGGCGUUAUGGCCAUGUUAUUGUCUCGCGAAGUAGAAUUUACAAUGUGUCCUAUGCGUUUUGCAACCAAUCGAGUGCAUUUAAUAGAUUACACCGCAGCUGUGCAUAGUGAAUACGUCUUCUUCUUAUUCCGUCAUCCACGUCGCAACGAUAUACGUAACAUUUUCUUUGCCCCAUUUGUAGAAGAAGUGUGGUAUGGUAUUUUCGCUAUUGCUAUACUAGCCACAUUGUUGCUGCAAUUACACUUGCAUCACGAAAGCCGUUUCUUUUUAAAUAAAGAUCCACAAUUCCAGUCCCGUUUCGACUACGCAGUCUUAUCUAUUUUGGAGGCUUUCUUUAUGCAAGGCCCUGAACCCUACGCAUUUGCUGCUACGUCAACUCGAACGCUUAUCUUCUUCGUUUGCUUAUUUAGUUUGUUGUUGCAGCAAUUCUAUGGUGCCUUCAUUGUUGGCUCACUCUUGGCUGUAGCACCACGCACCGUUACCAAUUUAGAGGCCCUCUAUAACAGCAGUCUGGAGGUUGGUAUGGAGAGUGUUCCAUAUAAUUUUGAAUUCUUUCAGAUUAGCACCUCACCGUUGGUGAAUGCCAUAUAUGAGCGUAUUUGUAAGAAUCGAGAAAGACACAUACUAACGAUCGAAGAAGGAGCUAAGCGCAUAGCUAAGGGCGGUUUCGCCUUUCAUGUGUCAGUGAAUCGGAUGUAUAUCUUGUUGAAGGAAAUGCUGACCGAAAAGGAGUUUUGUGAUUUGCAAGAGGUGUCAGUCAUUCCAGCCCUUCACGUUGGCCUAGGCGUAGCAAAAAACUCGCCGUUUCGAGAAUACUUCACAACCUCGGUUUUACAGUUUCGUACAUCAGGCAUAUCACAGUAUAGUGCAAACCAAUGGCAAAUACCACAAAUGGACUGCAGCCUGAGUCAGAAUCAUGAAGUGGAAGUAGAUUUGCAACAUUUUUUACCAGCAAUAAUGCUAUUAGGCGCAGCGAUGCUACUCAGUGUGGGUGUAUUGAUUUUGGAGAUUUUGUACUAUAAUUUGGAAAAUGGCUUGAAGCGGACACGAUUUUGUCCACGUAUUACUAUGUCGGAUCAGGAAAGAGAAUUUAUAAACUGA